Messenger RNA from Lactuca sativa (garden lettuce), 606 nucleotides. The record is from RefSeq and is a predicted model, not a curated record. NCBI's taxonomy places the organism in Eukaryota, Viridiplantae, Streptophyta, Magnoliopsida, Asterales, Asteraceae.
AUGCCAUUCGUGGACACAAUGCUCCAAACUCCCAAAUACUUUAACUUGCUUAAGGGUUUGUUUGCUGCCAGGAAAGAUCUUGCUGAAGUCGCGGAGAUAUUGAUGAAUGAGCUACCUGAGAAGAAGGGUGAUCCGGUUACUGUUUAUGAAGAACAAUUGGCAGAAGAGGAAAAAGGAAUGGAGGUACAACACGCCAAUGUGGCAUGCAUUGAUACGAUGCCAUUUGGAGAAGGGUUAGGAACGGGAAAGGAUGCAGGAAUAAAGGAUAGGAAGGAAGAAGCUGAUCACCAAUUCACCACUAAACCUAAAGCACAGACCAUCAUGAAGUAUGAAGUUAUCAAAUUUAAAGAAAAGGAGGUUCAAAAAUUGGUUUAUAUCGACAAUCUUGACCCUAGUGUUGCAGAGGAGGGAUUGAGGUCAAUUUUCUUGCAAUUUGGUGAAAUAGUUUAUGUCAAAAUUUCCACUGCAAAAGGAUGCAGGACAUCUGCUGAAGAAGCAAUUCAAAGGAUGCAUGGAAGUCAAAUUGGUCAAACUAUAGUCCACAUUUCUUGGGGAAAAAGCAUAGCUACUAAACAGGUUAUUGGUGUUUUAAGUAAAGAAAGCUGA